AUGCGGAUCCGCAGGGCCGCCUCCCUCCUGCUCGGCGUCGCCCCCUCCGCCUCCUCCUCCUCCCAGCCGCCCCGACGCAAUCUGCCCCCGCUCCCGCCAGCCGACGCCGGCGGCCCGCCGCCCUGCGUGACGAACAUGGCGGUAGCGGACCUGAUGGACCAACUCGGCGUCCAAGAUCCCGUGGAUGACAAGCACUUCAAGGAGACUUACUUCUGGGAUGGCCGUCCUAGCCUUCGCAGACACCACCCGUGGGGAUCUAGGUGCCAUUUCCCAGCCACCACCCGUGCCAACUCCAUUGAGGAAAAUGAGGAGAUGGCCGUUGACAUGCUCGAUAGCGUCAUCUUGGAACCAUGUAUCGUGGAGAAGAACUGUGAGAAAAGCAAGAGCACCACAAUGAAGGGCGAGGAAGAGAAGAACAAGACCAAGUUGAAGACAAAGGGGAAGGGGAAGGAGAAGGUGGAGGCAAAUGAGAGUGACGAUGCCGGUGGAGGAUGGCCGUGCAAGAAGAACGAGAGCGAAAGGUGGUUCUGCGGGAGGCCUGCGAGCCAGCCCAACUCGUACUGCUCGCACCACUCCGAUCAAAAGCCUCGUGCCAUCUCGAAGCCACCUCAGAGGAAGAGGAUCGUCGCCAACCGGGGCUUGGACUUAGGGUUCUGCUACUACGGCGGGUUUGGCCCAUCAAGCAGCACCAAGAGGCACCAUGGAUCAAGCAGCGUGCAAGAACCUGUUGAACAGAAAGAGCAUACAACUCUAGAUCACAUUGAUUUAAAUGCAAGUCUAGCUGGAGCUGAUGAUAUAGAACAUCAAGGCGCGUCGGCGUCAGAAUGCUUCGAUGAGCCUAGGCACGACGACUGCACCGACGUCAUUAUCGAUGGUUGGUAUGUGGAAAUCAGCGAUGAUGACGCACCUGACUACAACAGUGAAACCGUUAAGGUGAGCAAGACCCCGUCAAAGAAGAUGGGGAAGAAGCCCGUGAAAGCCCGGUCGCUCAAGUCACUAAUGUGAUACGAGCACGACCUUAGUCAGCUCUCUGUGGCCCGUGUAAAGAGAAAUUUGGUACGUGCCUGCCUCGGCUUAAGUACCAAGUGUAUUGUUUACUAGUUUUCUGCUCGAAUACCAUACAAUAGACUAGAAACUAUCUGGUUAUUUUGUUGUACUGUUUUUUAACUGUGGUAUUGUGGUGCUAGCUUUCGUACUCUUUAUUGAAAGAAUUCCAUGUAGUCCUAUAUA
Triticum dicoccoides is the source of this 1230-nucleotide messenger RNA. RefSeq lists its product as uncharacterized. The record is from RefSeq and is a predicted model, not a curated record. The transcript is spliced from 2 exons. Bases 1 to 1005 code for a protein of 334 amino acids. Lineage: Eukaryota; Viridiplantae; Streptophyta; Magnoliopsida; Poales; Poaceae.